This is a messenger RNA of Ooceraea biroi (clonal raider ant), 2124 nucleotides long. Its product is annotated as p21-activated protein kinase-interacting protein 1-like. Gene Ontology annotation, molecular function: catalytic activity; protein binding. The record is from RefSeq and is a predicted model, not a curated record. NCBI's taxonomy places the organism in Eukaryota, Metazoa, Arthropoda, Insecta, Hymenoptera, Formicidae.
GACGUAUCAUGACGUGUAUAUAUGCAGGUUGAGAGAUGAUACUCCAGUAAUUUGGAUUCUGUGAUACGUGUUACGUGUUACGUUUACAUCAGUUAUUUUACGUAAAUUUUAAUGGCUAUACAAGGAAGAAAUUGCAUUUUUUGCAAAAUUAUACGGAACGAGGAGCCUGGAGAAAAAAUAUACGAGGAUGAUGACGUUACAUGCAUUAAGGAUAUUAAUCCAGCGUCAACGCAUCAUUAUUUAAUAUUGCCAAACAAACAUAUACGCAAUGCAAAAGUACUUGAGCCUCAAGAUUCUGAACUCUUUGACAAGAUUGUUGCUACAGUAGACGCAAUCUCGGAAAGAUUGGGUCUCGAUCCUGCAUCGAUACGAACAGGAUUUCAUUGGCCACCAUUUAAUACGAUUGAUCAUUUGCAUCUACAUGUUAUUUCACCAAUAGAAAAUAUGAACAUGAUGAAGAAAAUGAUGUUUAACCCUAAUUCUUACUGGUUUGUGAGUGAAUAUAAAAUGGAAAAGAGUUUUGCGACACAUAGCCAUUCCGCGAGCAUACGCAGUGUUUCCAGUAGUAAAUAUUACUUAGCUUCUGCUGGAGCUGAUGAGACAGUAUGCCUGUACGACAUGCGUCAUAGGAGAGAGUGUGGCAAAUUGAUACAUCAUAACGAUACUAUUAAUUGCAUUGCGUUCACUCCGGAGAACUCGCAUCUGUUUACGUGUAGUAACGAUGGCAGUAUAGCUGCCAUUCGUUGCGGCAAUUGGCAGACCGAGAAACACUGGCCGAAAGCACAUAAAGGUUCGGCUGUCAACGCCUUGGCUAUUCAUCCAACAGGAAAGUUGGCAUUGUCCACUGGAGCUGACGGUGUGCUGAGAACGUGGAAUCUGAUUAAAGGCAGGCAAGCUUAUGCUAUUAACUUAGUACCAAAAUUGAAGUUUGACGCAAGGUACGUCACGAUUAUCAAAUGGAGUCCAAACGGCGAGAAAUAUCUAUUAGGUGUCAAUCUCAAGAUAUAUUUGUAUUCGGUGGAAUCGGCGGGGAUAGAAAAAGAAAUUAAAUUCGAUUCCAAAGUGAUUUGCGCGGAAUUCUUAAAAGACAACUUGAUCGCGGUCGGUCUCGAAAACGGGCAAAUCAAGUUUUGUGAUCUCAAAGCGGCUCAGAUAAUGGACACAACGGCACAUGACAUGAGAGUGAAAUGUAUCGCGCAUACGAACGAUUUGUUGGUUAGUGCAUCCAGCUCUGGAGAAAUCAAACUUUGGAGAUACAACAAGCAUGGUUUGAAUAUCCUGCAAACCGUUAAUUGUGGCGCCAGGAUCACUUGCCUUUCUUUGGCACAAGCUUGCCGGAAUCUAACGCAAGAGACAGAAGUCAAGUUAGAGGAAGAGAACGAAGUAAGAAAGGAGAGCAAGCUCAGACUGAAGCAACAAGUCAUUGUUGACUAUGCCGAUGACUGGGAAGUUACAGAUUCCCAGACAAAGGCGUCAAAAAGCAAACGUAAAAAGAAGAGAGCUAGAAUAGAAGAUGCUUCUUCAGACGCUAAUAUUCAGCAUGUAAAGAAGAAACCUUUCGAAACGAAAGAUUUAAAAAAGACUGCCCCUUCAAAGAAGAAAAGAGACAGAUCGUCAGACAUUGCAGAGGUUGCUAAACCUCAGAAAAAGAAGAAGGUGUCUAAAGUAAGCGAGACAAAUUUUAAUAAGAAGCGAAAAGAAGCCGAUUGUGCUUUACAAGUCGCUUUGCCAGUAAAGAAGAUUAACAAGAUCGAAGAACCAUCUGUCCCUCGUAAGAAGCAUAAAAUAAAAUUGACAGACGGCGAAGAUGCUCCAUCUAGAAAAAUAAAGAAGAAAGUUGAUGCAGAAAAAAGUACAGUUACAGUGGUAUCAAAGAAGAAAAAGAGAAGGAUAACGAAAACAAAGACAAAUUAGGAUCCAAUAUUUAAUUAUCCAAUUUAAAGAACUUUAUAAAAGUUAUUAUUUUCUUGUUUCGUGUGAUAUUUACACCUAACAAACCUAAGACUAAAAAUAGAGUGCCUAAGUGUACUGAAUUACUCGCUUAGUCCCGUGAUUGUAAAUCAAUCUAUUUACAAUUUCCGAGAUUUAUCACUGCAUGAAUGCGCCUGAAAUUACACGCUCCAA